Molecule: messenger RNA, 1101 nt
Organism: Pestalotiopsis fici W106-1
Lineage: Eukaryota; Fungi; Ascomycota; Sordariomycetes; Amphisphaeriales; Sporocadaceae
Exons: 7
Coding region: 1-1101 (366 amino acids)
Cellular component (GO): cytoplasm
Molecular function (GO): 2-oxoglutarate-dependent dioxygenase activity
Source: RefSeq, a predicted model, not a curated record
AUGGCUCCUCCAUCUGCAGAAGUUGAUUUGCAUUCUGAAUCUUCCCCUGCCAUUUUGCUCAAGAAGACCUCCAACUCUUCGCGCUUGGCUGGGCCACUGACAUAUUCCGGGAGUCUCGACUCUUAUGAACACUUUGAUGUCACAUCGGUCAUUGGCAGAGAGUUUCCAGGCCUGCAACUCAUUGAUAUCCUGGGUGAUGACAACAAAAUCCGCGAUUUGGCAAUUCUAGUGUCUCAACGUGGCGUUGUAUUCUUUCGUGACCAGCAGAUCGGCAUCGAUGAUCAAAAGAUCCUUGGUCAGAAACUUGGCGAGUUGACCGGGAAGCCGCUCACAUCCGGCCUCCACAGACAUGCGCUGUCCAACAGCAAGCGAGGCAUCGCUGUUGACGAAAACGGGAAACUCGACGAUGAGGUAUCAGUAAUUUCGUCCGAGCAGAAUCGCAAAUUCUACAACGACCGAUACACGGCAAAGUCCAAAAAGUUGGGAAGUCUGGGCUGGCAUGCCGACAUCACGUUUGAACGUAUACCUUCUGAUUAUGCCAUCCUCAAGAUUGUGCAGACGCCCGAGGAUGCAGGCGGUGACACGCUGUGGGCUUCGGGCUACGAGGCCUACGAUCGGCUGUCCCCGGCGUUCCAGAGGCUCGCGGAAAGCAUAACGGCAACCCAUUACCAGCCAGCUUUCAAUGAGGUCAAGGAAAAGUUUGGUGAAGAUCUGAUUGACGAGUUCCGUGGGGCACCUGAGAAUACCGGGCUCGACUUUCAAGCGGAGCACCCCGUCAUUCGGACUAAUCCAGUCACUGGCUGGAAGAGUCUCUUUGGCGCGGGUCACCAGGUACAUGCCGGUUGGUACAACGGCGUGACGGAGCGAGAGAGUGAAAUCUUGAAGGAUUACUUCAAUCAGAUAAUCUUUGAAAACCAUGAUCUCCAGGUUCGCUUCCGCUGGAACAAGAAUGACCUCGCCAUAUGGGAUAAUCGAUCCGUUUUCCACACAGCCACAAACGGGAAGCGCCGGGGAAAUCGAGUUGUGUCGCUUGGAGAGAAGCCGUACUUUGAUCCUAACUCGGUUUCGCGCCGGGAGGCUCUCGAGAAGAACGGCUCAUAA